Cyclopterus lumpus (lumpfish) is the source of this 2662-nucleotide messenger RNA. It is a transcript of the gene itpkca, whose product is annotated as inositol-trisphosphate 3-kinase Ca. Gene Ontology annotation, cellular component: nucleus; cytoplasm. NCBI's taxonomy places the organism in Eukaryota, Metazoa, Chordata, Actinopteri, Perciformes, Cyclopteridae. The transcript is spliced from 7 exons. The record is from RefSeq and is a predicted model, not a curated record. Bases 111 to 1022 code for a protein of 303 amino acids. Gene Ontology annotation, molecular function: inositol tetrakisphosphate kinase activity; inositol-1,4,5-trisphosphate 3-kinase activity. Gene Ontology annotation, biological process: inositol phosphate biosynthetic process.
ACAGAGUCCAUUUCAAAAAAGGUGUCAUCAUUCUUUUUUUAUUGGGGGAAAAGAAAGUUCUGUAUGGUCGGUCACAUCGUACGCGGAGGACUCAGCUAACACCACGAGUUAUGUUUUACGAGAGCUCCGCAUGGAAGAAACACAAAAGUUGUGGGACUUCAUCUCUCCUACCAAUGACUCCCAAGAAACCUCAGCAGUGGCUGCAAGUGGUCGGACAUGCAGGGAGCUUUCACGUUGGGGAUUAUGGCACCCUGCUGAAGAGAUUCUGUGAGGGGGAGCAACAGUGCUACCUUGGGCUGAUGGAGGAUGUUUUGAAGCCCUUUGUUCCCGCCUACCACGGUGUGGUCCAGCGGGACGAGCAGAAUUACAACAUGAUGGAUAACUUGUUGACCCAUUUCAACAGACCUGCCAUCAUGGACUGCAAGAUGGGGAGCCGCACAUACCUUGAGGGGGAGCUGCUGGUGGCCAGGGAGCGGCCCCAGCCCCGUAAAGACAUGUAUGAGAAGAUGGUGGCUGUGGAUCCGGAGGCACCAACGGUCCAGGAACGAGCCCAGCAGGCGGUGCUGAAAACCAGGUACAUGCAGUGGAGGGAGACGCUGAGCUCCACAACAUCUCUGGGUUUCCGCAUCGAAGGAUUCAAGAAGUCAAAUGAAGAAUGUCACACGAACUUCAAAAGGACCAAAAGCAGAGAGCAAGUGGUGGAAGCACUGGACAACUUUGUUGAUGCCAAUAAACACAUUGUGUGGGGAUAUCUGAGACGGUUGAAAAAACUGCGGCAGAUCUUGGAGGCAUCAGACUUCUUCAGAACACAUGAGGUUGUGGGCAGUUCCUUACUGUUUCUACAUGACUGGACAGGCAGAACAGGAGUCUGGAUGAUUGACUUUGGAAAGACGGAGGCGUUACCGGCACACCUCACCCUGGACCACCGCACUCCCUGGGUAGAUGGCAAUCGAGAAGAUGGCUACCUGUGGGGUCUGGACAACCUCAUUGAUAUACUGACCAACAUGCUGCCCCUGACAUGAACUCCUCUCUAAUCGUGUGGAAGUUCACUCUUAACCCUUCCUAACCCUUGACCACUCGUAAGUGAGUGACUGCAGAUGCACUUGCUUCUGAAAUGGUUGUGUUGUCAGAAUUGUGAGUAUUUAACUCUGUACAGAAUGAGGGUGGGCGAAAGGAAGAUGUGAUUGAUUACAAAAGUAAAUACUUUCUAGAACAGAUUUUCUUUCAGCAAAUUACAAUUACAACAUUGGUCAAAAGAUCAUUGGUGAUUUAUGCAUAUCUCAACGUGAGCCUUGUAAAGGUUGACCACUGAAUAGACCUACACUCACCCGUGCUGCCAAUUUCCAGCCUCAGCAGGAGACGCCGUCCCAGCUGUCUUGAUAUGGCACUGCUCAUUAUUUUAGGGAAAACAUGGCACAAGCAAUUAUAAGCCAGAGAUAUGGCUGGCCCAUCAGGUUUGGGAAGAUCUGCAGUUUAAAUGUCACACCGUGUCAUUAAAAUGGUGCUAAAACGAUAGUAGACUUAAUUCCUGCAUUUCUUUAAAGGUACAGUAUGUCGCAUUUUGGUGUAUCUAUUGGCAGAAAUGGAAUAUAAUACUAUCACUUAAAAAUAAGAAUCAUUGUGUUUUUGUUACCUUAUAAUAAGCUGUUUAUAUCUUCAUACCGGUACUCUACACGAAGCAGGCCGCUGUGUUUCUACAGUAGCCCAGAGCGGACAAACCAAACAGUCUAGUUCACCCCAGUUCUUCUUCUCCGUUUCAGAUGGUUGUAAUCUGCAACCUCAGCGCCAGAUCCUACACACCUUUUAUUAAUUAGAUUGCCUCAUUAUUAUGAUCAUUAGUUUUUUUUAUACAUUAGAUUGUGAAACAGUUUUACCAUUUGCACUUGAGUGCAUAUCAAUGUCAAGUUAUGUGGAGUCCAACUACACAUAUUGUUAAUAGAUGAGAACAAUAGCAGGAAAGGUGUUUCUUGUGGGGUUUAAUUUUUGCAUUAAACCUAAUAUUAUUUUCAGGCUUGGCCUUUUUCCUUUUUUAAUUUCCUUUAUGACCGUUUGUUCACCACUUCAGUGCAGACAGAUAAUAUCUCCAAAACUAACGGACGGAUCGCCCCAAACUUUUGUUCAUGGACCCCUGAAGAUGAAUCUGCAUUACUUUUUUAAAAAACUUUCCCUCCAGCACCACAAUGAGACGCGUGAGAGAAAUGUGUCGGCAACUAUUGGAUUGCCGCAAAGUAGCGUGAUCAACAAGUCAAAAUCUGAAUUUGUGCAAUCCUAAAUGAGAUUCCCAUCAUCCUCAGCUGCCCUUUGUGUUUACUGCCACUGAGCCGAUGUUAGCAUGCUAAUCUACGAUGGUGGAAAUGGUCAACAGUAUAGCUGUUAAGCAUCCAAAUGGUACUCAGAGCACUGUUGUGCCUUUACAGCCACAGACACUUACCCUUUUCAUCUUCAAGUCAAAUUGAUGGCUUAAAGGCAGCAAUAGAAGUUUAGUGUUAUUUGAUGGAUUGUUUUUCAGCACAAUGUUGAGUAAUAUUAACACAAUAUUUCUACUCAUUUUAUUUUUAUGUUUAACUUUGAGCAAUGAAUAAAGUGUGUACUACUCUGCCUAAUUUACUCAUCAGUUUAUUGCCAUAUGGAGUUUUACAAAUUUGAAUAAACGCUCCUUUUU